Messenger RNA from Physcomitrium patens, 1220 nucleotides. RefSeq lists its product as uncharacterized. The record is from RefSeq and is a predicted model, not a curated record. Lineage: Eukaryota; Viridiplantae; Streptophyta; Bryopsida; Funariales; Funariaceae.
AAUUACUCUGCGAGUCCGAAAACUUAUUAAUAAACUUGUAUGGAUGCUUGGUAGAAUAUGAAAGAUUUUUGGUGUGAUUAAAUAAAAAAAAUUCGAAUUUUUGAAAUCUGAAAUCAUGGUUGUAAUCAAAAUAUUCAUAAAUCGAUUGAAUACCAUGUUAGUUCCUGUACUUCGAGCAUUCGUAGUUUCUCUCGUUGCUGUUGAGCGCCUAUACUCUUUCUAUCUAAUUGCGGUUCGGUGUUAGGGGCGGGGUUGGUGUUGACUCUUAUUGUUGUGGCAUGCGAAAUUUCAAACAGUGGAAACAAUUAUCUGUGCUACAUUUUUCUCGACUAUGGAAUCAUCUGUCUAAAUAUACGCCGAGGAAAGGAUCGAGAGGAGUGCUCUUUCUCUUUUCGCUGAAAAAUUCUAGCAUCAGGAGGUCAGUUGAUGCCAAGAUGCAGACCACGAUCAUCCCCAAUGUUGGUGCGGUUUGCGUGAAACAGGAGAUUGACGAAAAGCAGAUUGCUUUUACUCAUGGCAGGAGCGAUAGAAGGCUUUGACGGCGACUAUGUCCAGAACAAGAAAUUCUUAUUGCUCAGAAAUCACAUAUUUACAAUAAUUUGCAGUUCUUUCUAAGAUCGUCUGCUCGCCUGUGUUACCUGCUGACGGGAAUGUGCAUUCUGGUGCCACGCCUCCUUGUAUUGGACCUAGUGAAGCCAACAUGGUGUUUGUUGCCUCUAACAUUGAAAUUGGCCCCAGCAUGGAAGCUUUGGAGCAGCAGCCACUCUCCUAAUCAGGUCUCCCAAUUGGGUUGGAGCUGCUUAGGCUGCAUUGCGUAGGUUACAGUUGGAACGUGCCGAAGGAGAGGCGUAGGAGGUUCCGCAGGCCGAUGCGUCCUGGCUUCAUAACUCUGGCCGUGUUUGGCAAAUUGGAUCGCGAUACGGUACCUGGAAGGCGUUCUUGGCUCAAAAUGCUUGGCUCAAAAAUCAGGUUGCCAUCGGUUGAUGUUAUUUGGAUUUUCAUCUGACAGAACAUACUUAAGAGUUUUCUUUCUUAGCAAUACAAUUUUGAUGAAGAUGACGAACAGGUUGUGUUAUAAUUUCACGUAAAACAUUACAUUGAUCUUGACAGAGAUAUUUUCACUGGAGUACUGUUUUUUAAUGUGAUGAAGAAAUCGGUGAAGACCGACGAAUGUGCUAUUCAAGCACAGUUUAAAUGUGAAGUAGACUUGAUUGAUUGAU